UGCGCUCCCGCAUCACAGUGAAUCAGAGGCUCCUGCCUCCUGUCAGCCGGUCCUAUCCAGCAGCAACGGGGGGGUAGGGGGGGAAUCACUGAUUCCUUUGUGUAGAACAUGGCGGCGUGCAGCGUGAACCCCUUCAAUGGCAGCGACUCCGAGGACGAGAACGAGAACGAGAAGGAGAAGAGCGCCGGUGAUGGAGCGCCGGGUUGCCGCAGUGGUGCUCUUUCCCCGAAGACGGACUCGCAGCCUGCGGCGCUGCUGUCCGGCAGCAAGACGAGCCCGAGCCUGGAAGCCGUGCCCGGAGUGUCAGAAGCGCGCCUGUCAGUGGAUGCUGUAGCCGCGCAGCUGCUCCGCGAUCAGUACAUCCUCACGGCACUGGAGCUGCACACGGAGUUGCUGGAGAGCGGCAGGGAGUUGCCACGGCUGCGGGAUUACUUCUCGAACCCAGGCAACUUCGAGAAACAGGGCGGGACACCACCGGCGGUAAAAGAGCAAGGAGACAGGGCGGGCAGCGUGAGCACCCUGGACUCACUGGACUUUGCCCGCUACUCGGACGAUGGGCACCGAGAAGCGGAUGACCGUGUGGCAGUCCUGGAGUUUGAACUACGGAAAGCCAAGGACACCAUUCAGGCUCUGCGCGCCAACUUGACUCAGGCUGCAGAGAGGGAAGUUCCAUCACAAGAGAAGCGGAGCUUCAAAUCCAGUCCAGAAAUACAGGAGCCAAUCCGUCCUCUUGAGAAAAGAGCCUUGAAUUUCCUUGUCAACGAGUAUUUAUUGAAAAAUAAUUACAAGCUCUCUUCCAUCACAUUCUCAGAUGAAAAUGAUGAUCAGGAUUUUGAGCUGUGGGACGAUGUGGGUUUGAACAUUCCGAAGCCCCCCGGGCUCCUGCACCUCUACCGGAAUGGGGGAAGUCGCCCAACAUUCCCCAGGAGCACUGCAGACAUCGGUGUUGGGGUGGAGGCUAAGGAACUGCUAGGAGUAUCCAUUACCCAUGAGACCCUGCAGGAGGUGGCACGCAUCCAGCAUGCAGAGGUAGUACUGGAGUUGCAGUACCAGGUCGACCUGCUGAACAGCGAGAAACAGAGCUUGGCAGAACAGAUCAAGCAUCUCCAGAGUGAAAUCCACACCCUGAAGAAGAGUAUCUCAACUUCCUCUGUGGUCUCCUUGGGUAAAGAGGAACUUCAAAGUGCAAAGUCAAAGAGCCAGAAUUUGGAGAGUCAUAGCUCAACACACCUUGACCAGCCCAACAGGAAUCUCUCACCUGCCUUUCACAAAGCGCUUUUGUCCUUCUGCCGGACGUCCAUUGACAGUCGCCUUGGCUCCGAGGUUUCCCACAUUGCCAGCAGCGAGGAGAGCCUUUUGCUGACGUUGGGCCGCUGCCUGCCCCACAUAGUGCCCAAUGUACUGCUGGCCAAGCGAGAGGUAUGUGGUGCAGCGCCCCUCGGUGGCCAACUCUGUUGCUGUUCAUACAGUAGAUGUGUCAUUUGA
Molecule: messenger RNA, 1485 nt
Organism: Scleropages formosus (Asian bonytongue)
Lineage: Eukaryota; Metazoa; Chordata; Actinopteri; Osteoglossiformes; Osteoglossidae
Product: RAB11-binding protein RELCH homolog
Exons: 11
Coding region: 109-1485 (458 amino acids)
Biological process (GO): intracellular cholesterol transport
Cellular component (GO): recycling endosome; trans-Golgi network
Molecular function (GO): protein binding
Source: RefSeq, a predicted model, not a curated record